Messenger RNA from Schizophyllum commune H4-8, 2220 nucleotides. RefSeq lists its product as uncharacterized. The transcript has 14 exons. Gene Ontology annotation, cellular component: cytoplasm; mitochondrion. Gene Ontology annotation, molecular function: nucleic acid binding; ATP binding; aspartate-tRNA ligase activity. Bases 22 to 1965 code for a protein of 647 amino acids. Lineage: Eukaryota; Fungi; Basidiomycota; Agaricomycetes; Agaricales; Schizophyllaceae. Gene Ontology annotation, biological process: aspartyl-tRNA aminoacylation. The record is from RefSeq and is a predicted model, not a curated record.
UCAACUCCCACCACCACGGCGAUGCUAGCACUACGCGCCAGAGUCAGGUCAAGAACCCUUGGCGCACCUGCGCUCCGCUUGCUAUCACGAGAUGCGCACUGCGCCCCGUACCCCAAACGGACCCACAAUUGUGGCACCCUUUCUGCCGCGGACGUCGGGAAGAAGGUCGUCCUGGCGGGCUGGUUACUCCCUGAAAGGAAGGCCGGCAAGCACGUGUCUUUCUUUCCAUUGAAGGAUUCAUCCGGUGCCACACAACUUGUUGUCAAACGCGAUGGCUCAGCUGCUGGGCUAUCCGACGUCACGGUUGAGUCCGUGGUCCUCAUUGAGGGCGAGGUCUCUCUUCGUCCAGAGAAUCAACGGCGUGGCGGUACAGCCGACAUAGACAUCGUCGUGUCGGACUUCAGAGUGCUUAAUCCUGCUCAAGAGGACUUACCGUUCGUGCCGUCGGACGUUACACAUUUGGCGAACGAAGAUCUGCGCGCGCGGUACCGGUACCUUGACCUCAGGCGCACAGCUUUGUCAGAAAACAUCCAGAAGCGCAGUAAGGUUGCGCACACCGCACGAACUGUAUUGGAGCAGGAAGGCUUCACCGAGGUUGAGACGCCCGUCCUGCUCCGCUCCUCGCCCGAGGGCGCGCGAGAGUACCUCGUCCCCUCUCGGAUCGCCCGCGCAGAAGACGACCGGCCGGUAUUCUACGCGCUCCAGCAAUCGCCUCAGCAGCCGAAGCAGCUGCUCAUCUGCUCGGGCGCCGUCGACCGAUACUUCCAGCUCGCCAAGUGCUUCCGCGACGAGGGCGGCCGCAAGGACCGGCAGCCGGAGUUCACGCAGAUCGAUAUGGAAAUGGCCUUCGUCUCUUGGGGCCCAGAUGAGGCCUCUCUCGCGCGCGGUUGGCGCAUCGGUGGCGCGGAAGUGCGCGACACCAUCGAGCGCCUCGUCCCCGCAAUGUGGGCCGCCGCCGAGGGUACCGAGCUGCCCUCGGAUUUCCCUGUCAUGACCUACCAAGAGGCAAUGAAUCGCUUUGGCUCGGACAAGCCGGACACGCGCUUUGGCCUAGAGAUCAGCGAUAUCACGCCCUACCUACCCUCCGCCCAGCGAGAGGCGCUAGAGCGCGAGGGCGAGAUUCUGCAGGCGCUCAUUGUCCGUGGCGGCGAGUUUACCGCUGCCUCGCACGCUGCCCAAAGCGGGGCUGUAACGGAGCGUAUCCUCAUCGAUGAGGGCAACCGGGCAUCGUGGCACCGUACAUCCAGCAUUUUGGCGGGACUCCCGUCGCCGUCUGACAGCGCGUGCGAGAUACCCUCACUGCAGCCGGGCGACCAUCUCUGGUUAGCACGAAGAACCAAGCUGGCGCAGGGUGGAUCCACGCCCCUUGGCAAACUCCGUCUCCAGCUGUCAGAGCUGGCCCAGCAGCGUGGUGACCUGACGCUCCCCGCCCACGCACGGAAUUUCCUAUGGAUAACCGAAUUCCCAUUGUUCACCAACGCGGAUGAGGACAAGGAGUUCCUCGCGCACGGUCGCUGGAGCAGCUCCCACCACCCCUUUACCGCGCCAAUGUGGGAGGACGUACCAAAGAUGUACGAUGGGCGCAUCAAUGAGGUCCGCGGCCAGCACUACGACCUCGUGCUGAACGGCGUCGAGAUUGGCGGUGGCUCCGUCCGUGUGCAUGAUGCGGCCAUGCAGGACCAUAUCUUCACCAACAUUCUGCAGCUGAGCCCCAGUGAGAAGGCGCCGUUCGAGCAUCUAUUGCACGCCCUGCGCUGCGGCGCACCACCGCAUGGAGGCAUCGCACUGGGCUUCGACCGCAUCAUGUCCAUCCUCUGCAACACACCGUCCAUUCGCGACGUCAUUGCCUUCCCGAAGACCAGCGGCGGCACCGACUUGCUCUUCCGUAGCCCUGCGCCAGUAGGCGAGGACGUGCUUCGCGAGUAUCGGUUGGAGUACCUGAAGAAGCCGACUGCGUCGACAUGAAAGUGCUAUUCGCUCCGACAUGAAGAAGCCGACCGCAUCGACUUAGGAGUGUCGAUAAAGCUACACCACUCCGGAGAAGCUCAUUUCGCCAGCUUUUGGCGAGAACCACCACUCACUUGCAUCAUUGGUAACAUAGACAUUCAAACUAAUGCAACACAUACACUCUGUUCGGCAUAGCCGAAUGGCCUCACGAAUACGAACAGACAAAUGAUUGUGGGAUUGACCCCGGGCCAUUGAUUCCGGAAAAGGUAGUCG